Molecule: messenger RNA, 1798 nt
Organism: Anolis sagrei ordinatus
Lineage: Eukaryota; Metazoa; Chordata; Lepidosauria; Squamata; Anolidae
Source: RefSeq, a predicted model, not a curated record
CGCUCUGAGUGAGAAGGGUGGCAUAUAAAUGUCAUAAAAUAAAUAAGGGGAAGUUAAGUUUGAGAUGACCUCAGAUGGCUUCAGCACCUUGGAAAGCUCCCUCACAGCCUAAGCCUGGUGGGGCUUUGGCCAGGUGGCUCAAUGGGUUAAGCUUUUGUGCCGGCAGGACUGCUGACUGACAGGAUGGUGGUUCAAAUUUGGGGAGAGGGUGAGCUCCUGUCUCAGCUCUAGCUUCCCAUGCGGGGACAUGAGAGAAGCCUCCCACAAGGGUGGUAAAACAUCAAAACAUCUGGGCAUCCCCUGGGCAACAUCCUUGCAGACACCCAAUUCUCUCACACUACAAUUCUCUCAGACUUACAGUUUCUCAAGUUGCCUUCCCCAGAAAGGAGAGGCUAUAAAGUGCUCGCUCUGUGUGUUUGCCCCCCACCCCGCCGGCCCUCUCUGCAGGGCCUGAGAGGAAGAGUUCUCCUGGUUCACGAUGGUGCGGCCAAUGUCUUGGAUCCUUCCAGCGCAAGGCCUUCUCCUCCUGCUCUGCCUUGUGCUGCGGUCGGACUCUUGGAGCCCCAAUACCUCUGCGGAGCCCUUCACCAACAUCACCCCUCUUCUCUCCAGCAGCUCUGGGAACGGCUCAGACCCUGUGGUGCCUCUGACCUGCCAGUACUUCCAGUGUUUUGGGGAGAGAUGCUACCAAGAGGCAGCAGCAGAGGUCCAUAGAAAUGGCUCUUGGGAGUCCUGCCACAAUGCCUCCCACUGUGAGUUGCUCCGUGUGAACAGUACCAGUUACGCAGCCGGGUGCAGCAGUGAGUGUGGGAACGGCAGCGCCACCCCAAUGUGUGGAGCCAACAGCAGCGUGAGCAUGGAGCCCUGCACCAUGGAGUGCUGCAGCACUCCAAACUGCCUGCACCUCAAUGCUACGGCAUACGGUACUAUAGUUGCCAAGUGGGCACAGCCCUCCUCCCCUUCUGGGUGUUGUUUUGGUGGGGGAAAGGCCUCUCCCAUUCCAUGCACUGUGGCCCCUUGCACCAGUCCCCUGAUGAUCCAAGGGCACCCACAGCACUCCAAGGCUUCUCUCUCUUCACUUCUAGGUGACCCACCACCCAUCACCACCACCCCGGUUCUCACAACCACCACCACUACCACCACCACCACCACUACCACCACCACUACCUCUACCACCACCACCACAUCAGCCCCCCAAAAUGGCAAAGUGUGUGGCCACUUCACCUGCCACGGAGAAGGCUGCUACCGAAAUCAGAGAUCCUCAAUGAACUGUCAUGUCGGCUAUGACCUCUGUGAGAUGAAGAAAUCCGGGGCCACCUUUGUGGCCGGCUGCAGCAGAGUUUGCCAGGGGAUGGGCACACCCUGCACUGCAGGGUCCAAGGGCCCUUGCUACCAGGAGUGCUGCCCGGCCAAACCCAGGGUCAGCUGCCUGCGGCUGGACGGCAAGGUUCACCUCAAUGGGGCCGGACAACUGGGCAUAGGAGUCCUACCCCCACUCCUGGCCCUCCUCAGCCUGAUCUUUGCCCUCUCUCCCUCUCUCCCUGCAAACAACUGAGGCAGCGCUGGCCAAGGAAGGCUCUUGCCCCUAACUAUCCCCUCUCUAUGGGAAAAUGUCCACAAAGCAGUCCCACCCACCCCGCCCGCCUGCCCUCAAUGAGUGUUGGGCCAGGCCUCCAGUUGCUCCAGUAUAACUCCUUGAAAUGUUUUGGGACAGGUUGGAUUUUAAGUUGUUACUUAAUGUACAGAGCAAUAGAUAUAUACGAUGAAUUAAAAUGCUAAAAUAUUAGUCACUUAUUAA